This is a messenger RNA of Racocetra fulgida, 207 nucleotides long. The record is from the annotation of a GenBank genome assembly. NCBI's taxonomy places the organism in Eukaryota, Fungi, Glomeromycota, Glomeromycetes, Diversisporales, Gigasporaceae.
GUGCUGGUUCAACUGCCGCUCCAUUAAUAACAGUAUUGAAUAGAAAACCAGAUGGCAUACUGGGAAAACCAAAUAAACCAAUGAUGGAAUGUAUUGCCCAAAAAUUUAAAUUAGAUCUCAGACGAACCUGCAUGGUCGGUGAUCGUUUAGAAACUGAUAUUCAGUUUGGAAUUAAUAAUGGCGUUAUUACCUUGUUGGCAUUAACAG